This is a messenger RNA of Neocloeon triangulifer, 1592 nucleotides long. RefSeq lists its product as uncharacterized. NCBI's taxonomy places the organism in Eukaryota, Metazoa, Arthropoda, Insecta, Ephemeroptera, Baetidae. The transcript has 8 exons. Bases 173 to 1402 code for a protein of 409 amino acids. The record is from RefSeq and is a predicted model, not a curated record.
ACUUUGUGCUCGGAGAACCUCUUGCCGCCAAAUUUUACCAAAACAUGGCGAUUUUCUCGUGAGCAGAAGGUGCGCUCAAGCUUGGAAAAGGGGUCAAAAUUUUGCAUUUUCUCUGCGAAUAUUUAUUGAAAUUUAAUCCGAGACAUAAUAAUCGUUGCAUAAAAUUCUCGAAAUGGGACUGACCCGAGUCUGUCAAGAGCUGCUGAAAAGCGCUCGUCUCGCCUUUGUGAAGCAAGAAUGGGGCAAAGCGGUUGAAGACUAUGAAGCUGUCCUCAAUGAGAUCCGAGACACAGACAUUGAACUCGACUUGGUCAUGGCUCCCAUCUACAUUUCGUACGCUUUCUGCCUGCUCAGACAGAUAGCAAACAAAGAAGUCAAUACCAACAAAUCCGAGGAAGAAGGCAACGGAGACUCGGGAGAGCAAGAUCAUGACGAAGCUGGACCUUCGGACGCUCCUGGACCAAGCACUUCAGCUGGACCAAGUAGUUCCUCAGGAAAUAAUGGAGAUGAGGCGGAGGACGACGAAGAUGAACUCAGCGAGUUGGAAGAACCUGCCAAAUCGUUGAUGCAAGCUUGGGAGAUGUUGUUGCUGGCCAAGAGCAUUUUCGACAGAUUCCCUGCCAAGGCCAACAAGCUUGAAGAACUCCACGCCAUGACAUUGCAGGCAGAAAUUUUGUUUCACAACAACGAUACUCAGUGCAUUGUCUAUCUUGAUAAAAUCAUACAAGAACUUAAAAACUUCCCCGGCCUAGUUGUGUGGCCGCUGAAAAUCCACAUAACCAAGGCUGCUUACCUGAUACGUUUUGAGGACGAUGCCGAGUUUGCCAAAAAUUUGAACAUAAUUAGUGGACGUACUGAAGAUGCCAUGUCAGAAGUUCAACAGCCUGAAGGAAACAAGCUUCAAGACCUUAUCGAGCAAGUCAAGUUGGACUUCAAGGCGCUGCAGGAAGCGGAGAAGGCAGAGGCCAGGGGCGCCAAGCCCAAACAAAACACUGAUGAUGUUCUGGAGCUUAAUGCUAGAGAGUUGAGAGCAAAGAUUGAAUCAAAACUGCUGGCUCUCUGCAGUCCGUACUCGCUGCCCCAGGAUGACUCGGGAACUCCACUUUCGACAAGAAUUAUUGAAGACGUCAAUGAAAUUAUGGCCGAGGAGUUUGCCGAGAGCGCCACUUCAUCAAAACCCAAGAUUGUGGAAUCAGAGCAAAUUGGAUUUGGACCUCCAAGUGGAUCGUCGUCCUCUGAUAGUGGAUCAAGCUCGUUGGCUGUCAAGCGGAAAGCGCCUAAUCCACCACCCACCCCUGAGAAGGACAAGAAGAGAGUACUGCUCAAAGCUGUUACCAAUGGCGGCACCUCUGUAAACGGCAAUGGUCUCAAACACGAUUCAGAUGAAGAAGCUGAUAAUUAAGUGCAUCAAAUUGGUGCAGGCGAUGUAAAUUGAACUUUUGAGAAGAAAUGUAAUGUACUGCCUGAAGUGAAGAAACAACCUUAAUAUUAAUUUGCAAUAAGCCAUCUUAAGACUCAUUUUUACCUUUUAAUUGUACUACAGUCUCCGAAUUUGUUCCAAAUGAUUAAAUUAAAAUUAUAGUUUCUUAAAA